AUGCCUACGCUUGUUCCAGCUGCAACCUAUUCAGGCCCAAGCGAAGCUAAACCCACGUAUUUUCUUCCGGGAGAUGGGAUUCACACUACAGACGGAAAAACAACGAGAAUAUCGGAUGUGGUGAUCAGCGCAGGAGGAGAAGACAGAGACAAACCCACUCCAGCACUGAAGACGCCUUUGGGCUCACUCAGGGCACAGCUUACGACAAUCCAAGAUCAGCUCAAUGUCUUUUUGACCGAGAAGAUGCUGAAUAAGAGGAAGCAUGAGGACGAUGACGUGGAGCGCCGUAUACUUGACGAGGGAAUAGAUGAGGAUAGUGAUUAA
This is a messenger RNA of Candidozyma auris, 324 nucleotides long. Its product is annotated as chromatin DNA-binding EKC/KEOPS complex subunit GON7. The record is from RefSeq and is a predicted model, not a curated record. Bases 1 to 324 code for a protein of 107 amino acids. The transcript has a single exon. NCBI's taxonomy places the organism in Eukaryota, Fungi, Ascomycota, Pichiomycetes, Serinales, Metschnikowiaceae.